AGCAUUCUCUUUUUAGACCAAAAAGAGAAGCUCACAGAAAAAGCGGCGCAUGACUCGAAGGAUUUCAAUGACAUUGAAAGCAAGACCUACGAUGAUAUCCCACCGAGGCCUUCAUCAAUCUCGUUACAGAUGAGCAUGAUUGAUUCACUGAAAUUGCCUCGGCGAAAACUGUUGGACACAGGCACACAAAAAGCAUAUUCUGUUGAGAAUGUCAACGAGGCGAGCGGCCAUGUUGGUGUGCUAUUGAAAACGGACAAUGCUGCAGGAUUUGGCAUGAACAUCCAGGGCAGUAUGAACGAGGGCAUUUACGUAAAAACAAUCGUCCCAAUGGGAGCAGCAGAUCAAACCGGUAACAUUCUUCCUGGUGAUCGCAUCAAAUCUUUGACUAUAAACUUCGACAACAUGGUAUAUGAAGACGCGUUGACGCUGUUGAGCUACGCUUCCCCGUACAAAGUCAAGUUUGAGCUUGAACGAAGAGUGGAAACUCCGCCACCGAUGGAUAAUGACGACACGUCAGGUGCACGAAUCCAUCCAUUGUUCCGCAGCAACACCUUAACACACAUUCACUUCAACCCGAUCGGGUAUGGUUUGUUCAAGAUGAUCCUGUUAUUCCCAUGCUCACCUUACUCUUGGCAUUACAGAGCAACGCAAGCCUUGUCUUUCGAAAAUCCUACCCACCAAGAACCCACACUAAUUGUGGAAGAAGAGAAAACAACCAAUCUAAUCCCAUUAGCAGAUACCGAUUUGUCAAAGAUGGAGAGCAGCGAUUAUGCUUCGGACAAUACGUCAGACUACCGCGAGAGUGAGAACGAAGGCUGCGGAAACGGAAACCAGCCAGCGAAAGUCGAUCCUGCGCCACCUCCUCCAACGCCACCUCCUCCAUCACCGCCUCCUCCUAUUCAGGAGUCCGUGGUCGACUGCCCUGUUCAGGCUCCUGCACGAACUUCGGAGUCGUCAUCUGGUCCACCAGAAAUUGUGGAGGCGAGAGUAUCAAGAAUACCCAAGAGAACAGAUAGCGUGAAAACACCUAUCAUUGAGAGAAAACUGCCUCCAUUACCUAAAUCCAUAACACAGCGCAGUCACAGUGCAGAGGAGAAGGAUGUGUGGAGUCGGCUGUAUACGGAUAAAAGAAACAUGCUCAGAAAGACUCGUGGCGAUGUAACUCCUAAAACUCCUUCAAGUACAGAUCAUGAGACCACCACUACUACAACGCCACCACAUUUCCCGUCAUCAUCUGGGCAGCUUCGUCCACCUACUGAUUUCAGGUAG
Molecule: messenger RNA, 1269 nt
Organism: Haemonchus placei
Lineage: Eukaryota; Metazoa; Nematoda; Chromadorea; Rhabditida; Trichostrongylidae
Source: the annotation of a GenBank genome assembly